AUGAUAUGGUCAACAUUCAAAGAAGGUUUUAAGGAUUUUAAAUCCAGAAUGACAUGUGUGAAUAGCGUGAUAGAGGUUUUGAAGAAUGAAGAAGUUAGAAUGAUUGGGAUUUGUGGUAUGGGGGGUGUGGGUAAAACCACAAUGGUGAAAGAAAUCAUCAAAAGAUUGGCAGGAUUGAAAGUAUUCGAUAAUGUUGUGAUGGCAGUUGUGUCCCAAAGCCCAAGCAUUCAAAAGAUUCAAUUAGAAAUUGCAGAGGAGCUGGGGUUUAAAUAUGACGAGAAUACCGAAAGUGGAAGAGCGCGAAGGCUCUACGGAAGACUCAUGGAAAUAAAUAAGAUCCUCAUUGUAUUAGAUGAUGUGUGGACAGAGCUCGAUUUUGAGGCUAUUGGACUUCCUUAUGGACCUCAUAAAGGGUGCAAAGUUCUGUUGACCUCGCGAAACUUGGAAGUGUGCAAUGCAAUGGGAAGUCAAGAAAUUUUUACAAUCCCAGUUUUAACACCAGAGGAAUCAUGGGAACUCUUCCGUGAAAUCGUAGGUAAACCCUUGGACUAUCCUGAUUUGGCAAAACGAGUCACGAAUGAGUGUGCAGGUUUACCUAUUGCAAUUUUAACUGUUGCGAAAGCACUAGAAAAUAAGAGGAAGCAUGUAUGGGAUGAUGCCCUCAAACAGCUACAAAGUUCAGCCCUUGGAAGCAUCUCUUCGAUGAAUGACAAAGUUUAUUCAAGCAUACAAUGGAGUUAUGAUAGAUUGGAGAGUGAUGAAGAGAAAUCAUGCCUUUUGCUUUGUUGUUUAUUUCCUGAAGAUUAUGAUAUUCCAAUUGAGUAUUUGGUUAGAUAUGGGUGGGGUCGAGGGUAUUUUAGUAACGCGGAUUCGGUGGAAGAAGCAAGAAAUAGAGUGCAUUCUUUGAUUGACAAACUUCAAAGAAGGUUUUUGUUGCUAGAUGGCAAAUCGGAAGAGCAUACCAAGAUGCAUGACAUAGUUCGUGAUGUUGCCAUACAAAUGGCCUCAAGAGAUCCACAUAGAUUUCUAAUAAGAUGUGAUGCUGAAAAAACAGGGUGGCCAAAGAUAUACGACCAUUACACAACAAUCUCACUGAUACCAAUUAAUAUUGAUGAGAUCCCAGUUGGUCUGGAUUGUCCAAAACUUGAGCUUCUACACUUAGAAGGCGAACGUUAUUCGGAAAAUAGCAUGGACAUCAUGUGUAAAGGGAUGAAAGAGCUGAAGGUUUUAGCAUUGGUAGACAUGGGUGGGAUAUCAGCCUUGCCGAGAGAUCCUCAGCUUUCGUAA
Messenger RNA from Prunus armeniaca (apricot), 1287 nucleotides. Lineage: Eukaryota; Viridiplantae; Streptophyta; Magnoliopsida; Rosales; Rosaceae. The record is from the annotation of a GenBank genome assembly.